AUGUCUUCGGAACAGACUAAAGUAGAUGUCAAAUCUGAUUUGUCAAGGUCAAAUUCAUUUAUAGCCCUAUUGAAGGCUGCUGAGAAGGAACCAUGUGCCGAAAAAGACGCUGGUAAUAAAUCAGAAGACCACUACGCAACACGACUUCCUUUAUGGAGAUUCAAACUACGGAAUGCCAUGUUACCAAUAAUCCGAUGGGAAACACCUCAUUUGGCACGUCUUCAAAGUACACUCCGUCAUCCACUCAUUGAUAUAUAUUUCGCACUGUCUGCGAACCUAGGAACACAUACCUUUUACGUUAUUAUGCUGCCAGUCAGUUACUGGUACGGAGGGACCUCCACUGCUCGUGAUUUGACAUUUAUUCUUGCCAUGGGCGUGUAUUUGACAGGAUUCUUGAAGGAUCUGUUAUGUCUUCCUAGACCACUAUCUCCACCUUUGCAUAGAAUUACCAUGUCGGGAAGUGCAGCUCUCGAAUAUGGAUUUCCCAGUACUCAUACAGCAAAUGCUGUAGGCGUGUUUUUGCUUCUAUCUACCAAACUUCAGGGACCAGUUUAUCAACUGCUUAAUGCUAUUUUUGUAUUUAGCAUUGUAGCAGGUCGCAUAUAUUGUGGUAUGCACGGUUUUGCUGAUGUCGUUAUAGGAGCAUUGAUUGGAGCUGGUCUCUGGGCUUUGACGCUGUUUUCUGGAUUCAUGACUGCAUUACGUACUUCAUCUUCCUACUACCCAUUGUUAAUUGUUCCCUUGACUCUCUUCCUCGUGAGAGUCCACCCAGAGCCUGUUGAUGACUGCCCGUGUUUUGAUGACGGUGUAGCUUUUCUGGGUGUUCUUAUGGGAGAGAUAGUUGGUCAAUGGAUUCUUACCAGAGUCAUUCCAGGUAGCAAUGGAUGUAUCUAUUAUGACCCUCAGAUGUCGGGUAUUGUUGGUACUGCAUUAAGAUUCGUUAUUGGUGUCGGUCUUGUUGUCACAUGGCGUCACAAUAUGAAACGUAUUCUACACGAAGUUCUACCUCCUGCAUUCCGAUUUAUUGAAAAGAUUGGCCUUGCAAUGCCCAGAAAGUAUUUUAUUUCUGCUUCAGAGUACUCUGACAUUCCUUCAUCUAUUCCUGAUACAACGCUCUUUGAGACACAUGAAAUCACUUCGAUUUUUUCGCGCGCCGGUCGCGCCCGAUCCGAUUCAGUGGGACCUCAAUCUACUGCUGACUUAUACGAGUCCAUGGCCCAACAGAAUCUUCAACAUCGGCCACAGGGAGUGUCUUCUGCUCUUCCCUCAAACAGUGUUCGAGAAAACUCACAACAGCCUGAUCUUUUAUCUACUGUUGUGGUUCCGCGUGUUAGAUACGAUGUUGAAGUUGUAACGAAACUCGUUGUUUAUUGUGGCAUUGCUGUUAUAUCCGUGUGCGUAUGUGGUUUAAUAUUCCCCAUCCUGGGAAUCUGA
Messenger RNA from Sugiyamaella lignohabitans, 1434 nucleotides. It is a transcript of the gene LCB3, whose product is annotated as sphinganine kinase LCB3. Lineage: Eukaryota; Fungi; Ascomycota; Dipodascomycetes; Dipodascales; Trichomonascaceae. The record is from RefSeq and is a predicted model, not a curated record. Gene Ontology annotation, molecular function: sphingosine-1-phosphate phosphatase activity. The coding region runs from base 1 to 1434 and encodes 477 amino acids. The transcript has a single exon. Gene Ontology annotation, cellular component: endoplasmic reticulum membrane.